Messenger RNA from Bradysia coprophila, 2204 nucleotides. RefSeq names its product chromatin-remodeling complex ATPase chain Iswi-like. The record is from RefSeq and is a predicted model, not a curated record. Gene Ontology annotation, molecular function: ATP binding. Lineage: Eukaryota; Metazoa; Arthropoda; Insecta; Diptera; Sciaridae.
CUAUGUACUCACCUUUCAACUCACAAGCUCAUCUUUGUAACGUUCUGUCAUUUGGAAACGUGCCCUUCAUUUUUAACAUUGAUUCAUCGAUCACAUUGAUGAAGACCGUUGUUCGUGCUAGUGCAAAAUUUAAAUUUUUAGUGUUCGUUGUCCGUUUCAUUUGAUUUUAUUUUCGAUAUUUAUUUAACUGAAACCAUGCGCGAUCACAACGAAAAUAUUCAAUUCGAUGAAUCAACCAAAUUUACACCGAAAAAUGCUAUUGCGAAUCGCAAUGAAUUCGGAGUGAAUUUAGUAGCUGGUCCUAUUUCGCUAAACCCAUUGAAACGAAAGAUCGAUGCAAAUACCAUUGCAGAGGUGACUACACACAAAAGAGGUCGCUUCGACAACCUCAUCAACACCAUGAAAUGCAUUUCCAAACUUUUGGAAAGCUCUCUGAUUCCGACGAAGAAUGGAUCUUCGUCCACAUUUAUCGAAUCACCAACCUACAUGGAAGACGGUCAACUGCGUCCGUAUCAAAUAACCGGCCUCAAUUGGUUGAUUGCAUUGCAUGAGAACAAUUUGGGCGGAAUGCUCGCUGAUGAAACGGGCCUUGGCAAAACCAUACAAGUCAUAGCACUUAUCGGAUAUCUCCAAUUAGUUCGCAAAGUGGAUGGUAGAUAUCUUAUCAUCGUUCCGCUAGCAACGGUAACAAACUGGGAAAGUGAAUUCCUGCAGUGGUGCCCUUCGCUGAAAGUCGUUUCCAUUUACGGCAACGAAAGUGUUCGUCAACAAGUAGUAAAUAAGAUUCUGAAUGUUCGGCCAUUCGAUUGGGAUGUUUGCAUAACAACAUACGAGACGUGCAAGUUGAAGUUUUCCCGGAAAUUCUUCGCAACAUUUCGUUGGGACUAUGUCAUUUUGGACGAGGGAACGCGAAUCAAGAAUGAAAAAACUGUGCUGGCGCGGAUUAUCAGACGUUUAACGGCGAAGCAUCGUCUUAUUUUGACUGGAAUACCAUUGAAUAACAAUCUACAUGAACUGUGGGCGCUGCUCUCGUUUUUAAUGCCGAAUGAAUUCAGUAGUUCCAUUGAGUUCUGUGUCUGGUUUGAUGACGAUGCCUGUCUGGACCAAGAAGAAACCGUGCUAAAUAACUUGUACACGGUUUUACAACCGCUAAUGCUGCGCCGCCUAAAAUCUGAAGUGGAAAAGAUUCCACCGUACGAAGACAUAAAUGUUCUGGUGAACAUAACUAACUUCCAGCGAGAGUGCUAUCGCGAAAUUUUGAUUGAAAACAUGGAUAUCAUCGACGGAACGAAUGUCAUUAAAAGAGGUCGAUUGAAUUCGCUGUUUAUGCAAUUGCGGAAAUGCACAAAUCAUCCGCACCUAUUUUAUGGCCCACCAUUUCGUCCUAGACGCAUAGUCGAAGAUUCGGGGAAAAUGAUUGUCCUCGAUAUGAUUCUAGCGCAGCUAAAGCGACGAAAGUCCCGCGUUCUGAUUUUUAGUCAAUUUACAGGCAUAAUGGACAUUAUUGAAAAUUAUUUAAGUCUCCAUCCGGAAUACGGUUACUGCCGCAUAGACGGUUCCGUCAAUAUCGACGAGCGCACCAGUCGCAUUGCUGAAUUUCAAGAUCCCGAUUCGAAAAAGUUCAUCUUUCUUCUAUGCACCAGAUCCGGAGGAUUGGGCAUCAAUUUAACAGCAGCAGAUUCAGUAAUUAUCUACGAUUCAGAUUGGAAUCCUCAAAUGGAUCUGCAAGCAAUAUCUCGCGUUCAUCGUAUUGGACAAACGAAGGCCGUUCGCGUUUUUCGUUUAAUUGCUAAGAAUACGGUGGACGAGAAAAUGAUACAACGAGCCGACAUGAAAUUGAGACUGAGCAAUAUCGUCAUUGAGUCGCACGUGAAAUCAAGAUCAGUAACUCCCGAAAGGUUCUUACUGAGCACCGUUCGUUUUGGAACGGACACCAUCUUAUCGAAUGAUUCGCAUUAUGACGGUGUUGAGUGGGAUGCUUUAGUGCAGAAAAAUAGCCAAAUUUUGGUUGAUGAAAUUUUCAAGAAUCAAGUUUAGUGUCAACAACAAAAUACUUUUAUGUUUGAGACGAAGUAUUUUUAACUUUUUAUUUGGUUUAUUUGGAUGUUUUAUGUAGGAGGUUAUCUCCUUCCAUCAAUCGAGUGAUUUUGUUUUUUUUUUUUUCUUUUCAAUAAAUUAACGUGAAAAUUCAAAGAAAUUUCAAA